AUGUUAAAGGAACGUUCUGCCCUCAUAACGGGACAAGAUAUUCAUGCCCAUGAGGGAGCAAUAUUGACGAUGAAAUCCAAUCUUGAUGGGCAGUAUCUAGCUAGUGCUGGGAAGAUGGUAAAUCAUCGUGCUGAUUUGCCACCUCUCAUGGUAGAGAAAGAUAAGGCUAGCAAAUUCACAAGUCUUAGAAAAGCACCAAAUUCUUCGUGUAUUGUAUUUCCUUCUAAGGUUUUCCAAAUUUUGGAGAAGUCGUUGCAUGUGUUCCAAGGACACAAUGGGUUAUGGAGAGAUCUUGGAUCUUUCAUUGUCAAUUAA
Fraxinus pennsylvanica is the source of this 315-nucleotide messenger RNA. NCBI's taxonomy places the organism in Eukaryota, Viridiplantae, Streptophyta, Magnoliopsida, Lamiales, Oleaceae. The record is from the annotation of a GenBank genome assembly.